Messenger RNA from Vidua chalybeata, 2298 nucleotides. It is a transcript of the gene IFT57, whose product is annotated as intraflagellar transport 57. The record is from RefSeq and is a predicted model, not a curated record. Gene Ontology annotation, cellular component: Golgi apparatus; cilium; centrosome. The transcript has 11 exons. The coding region runs from base 690 to 1724 and encodes 344 amino acids. NCBI's taxonomy places the organism in Eukaryota, Metazoa, Chordata, Aves, Passeriformes, Viduidae. Gene Ontology annotation, biological process: intraciliary transport; non-motile cilium assembly.
GCCUAAAUUCUAAGUUGUUCAAAGUAACUCUAAAUAUCUUGAAUUCAGGACAGCUAUUCGUGGGAUGUGUAUAUUUUUUGACCCUUUAACCCUUUACAAAGAAGGUCUUGGACCUGUUUUUGCUGGGGUUUCAUAUCCAGUACAUAUUUGUUUCAUAUGUAAUGUUUUUUAUGUCUUUCUUUUAAAUUAUGGUGGAGACAGGAAGCCUGGGAAACAGGACCAAUGUGCUCCCAAUAUCCACCUGCCCAAAUAACUUAAACCCAUUUGUCACUUUCAGCCAGGCUUCAUUGCAGGCUGUCACAGAAUUAAGCUUCUUACAAGCAACAGUUUGACAAGGGGGUCCAAGCUACUCCCUUUUUGGGAGGGAGGCUCAAGUAUGAGCACAGUGGCUGUAAAUUAGUUCUAGCCUGCUGUUGAACCAUUGGAAUGCUUGGAGCAGGACAGCAGAUCAUUAUGUACCUUAGUGAGUAGCUGUGUUGUUAAAGAGAAGCAUUUCCAGAAGUUCCCAGUGUGCAUGUAAUUUAUACUUUGUGGGGUGGUCUGGUUUUAUGGAUUGAUUUCUUGUUAGGACCACAUAUUUGAAUUUGCUGUGAUCCAGGUCAGAUCCAGUUUUCAUUGCUCUCCAAAGCAACCCAAAGCACAGUAGGCACUACUUUGCGCUGCCCACCAAUUCCGGUGAGCAGUUCUUCAUGUUCUGCACGCUCGCUGCUUGGCUGAUCAGCAAAGCGGGACAUGCCUUCGAGCAGCCACAGGAGUACGAUGACCCCAAUGCCGUGAUUUCAAAUGUACUCUCAGAGCUGCGGUCCUUUGGAAGGCCUGUGGAUUUUCCUCCUUCAAAAUUAAAGGCAGGCUGCGGAGAGCAAGUGUGCUAUGUUCUUGAUUGUUUAGCUGAAGAAGCCUUGAAAAACACUGGAUUUAGCUGGAAAAGGCCAGCAUACCCAACAGAAGAGCCAGAAGAAGAAGAAAUAACAGAAGAUGAUGCAGAAUUAACCCUUAGUAAACUGGAAGAGAGUGUUGCAGAAGAAGAGUCAGACAAUGAAGAAAAUUAUAUUGACCUGAAUGUUUUAAAGGCACAAACAUACAGAUCAAACAUGAAUGACACUGCAAAGCAGGAAGAGAUCUUACAGUCCACAACAGAUGCAGCAGAGUGGAAUCUGGAAGUGGAACGUGUGCUUCCACAGCUGAAAGUCACAGUCAGGACUGACAAUAAGGAUUGGAGGAUUCAUGUAGAUCAAAUGCAUCAGCAUAAGGAUGGAAUUGAUUCUUCUUUGAAAGAAACUAGGGGUUACCUUGACAAACUCCAUAAUGAAAUCAGCAGAACACUGGAAAAGAUCAAUAGCAGGGAAAAAUACAUCAACAAUCAGUUGGAGCACUUGGUUCAAGAAUACCGUUCAGCACAAGCCUUGCUGAGUGAGGCUAAAGAGAAGUACCAGGAGGGACGUGGAGGAGUAACUGAAAGGAUUAGAGUACUUUCUGAGAUUACAGAAGCAUUAGAGAAAGUAAAGCAGGAAACAGAAGAGAAAGGAAGCAGUAUGACUGAUGGUGCUCCUCUAGUGAAGAUUAAACAGGCCUUAACAAAAUUGAGGCAAGAAACCAUUCAGAUGGACAUACAGAUUGGUGUGAUGGAACACACAUUACUCCAGUCAAAGCUGAAAGAGAAGUCAAAUAUGACUAGGCAUAUGCAUGCAACAGUGAUUCCAGAAGCCACAGUAGGUGCCUAUUAAAAUUGGUUGGACCUGACUUGGUUUGCCCAAAAUGCAGUUUUCUACCAUUUGCUUUUUUGUGAGUUCAGAGGUUUUGUUUAUGGUGUGGUAGGAGGAUGUUCUUUUUUCCUGUUCCUUUUGAACAAGUUGCUUGUUAAAAGAUGUACUUUUUAAAGAAGUAACAUGCACACUUUAGACUCAAGAGGGAGCCAUGUUUAGUUUUGUGCUGUAAAGAUUUACUGCAUAUCUCUUUCAAAUAUACUAAUAAAUUCUUUUUAGUGAGGAUGUCUCUAUUUUUUUGGAGAAUGUAGUGUGAAAGUCUGUAGAAUGAUGCUGACAGCCUGUAAUCUUGAUACUCUGCAGCGCUGAAAGGAAAUUGCUUGCAAAGGACUUGAAAGGAAGGUAAAAUGUCUGUCAUUGCCACUUACAUACAUUUAGAUAAGGUAUUUAAUUGAUGAUACUGAAAUAAUGCAGCAUUACCCCUUCUAACAGGCUAGGUGAAAAUUGAUAUCAGCUGCAAGACUCCUCUAACAUCAGCAACAAUAUAAAAAUCUGUAUAACACCAAAGGAGGAGUAAAGUAUUGUUUGGAAAUCA